GUACGAGAAGUAGACGAGUUUAUGCUCGGGGAAGGAGUGGACACGACCGGGGUUGGAACUAAGAUCCUAACAUGCAAUUGCACCAUGGAUGUAAUUGUGGACAACUACUCAAAGCUCUUUGCCCUUCACAUUCUUCCUCCAUCUCUUCACAUGUCUUUUGGGCCUCUUCCUAUUGCAACCUCCCAAGGUCCGAGAUUGUACGCGGAGAGUGGAACGACGACGUUUCGAUUGAAUGUGGGUAUCAGUAAGAAGCCAAUGUAUGGUGCGGGGAGAGAAAUAGAGGAUAAGCUUGAAUCAGGAGCAGGAUUGGAGCUCAGAAUUCGACUCAAUUUCAUUUCGAAUUAUAGGGUGGUUUGGAAAAUUAUAAAGCCCCAAUUUCAUCGUCGUGUUGAUUGCUUAUUGGUCGUCCAAAAUGCUUAUGACAGGAAGCAUCAUACUCGAAUUUUUAAUAGUACUUGCUUAACUUCUUGAUCAUUGUUAGCCUA
Molecule: messenger RNA, 485 nt
Organism: Cucurbita pepo subsp. pepo (vegetable marrow)
Lineage: Eukaryota; Viridiplantae; Streptophyta; Magnoliopsida; Cucurbitales; Cucurbitaceae
Source: RefSeq, a predicted model, not a curated record